CUCUCGUCACAUGAAAAUUGAAAACACUAACUUUGCAUUGCACGGCUUAAAAGUGUCCUCUUUCCUCUACGUACAUAUGUAGUUUCCUCUUUCCUGCAUCGCGGUUACGGUUACACUGAUUUUAUAAAAAUAGCUGUUGAAAUUUUAAGACUGAGAAAGGCUUUUUCUUUACUUGGGGCUGCAAAUUUCUUCUAAUGACUUAAAGUCUGGUUUACAAUGGAGGAUCGGGAGCAACUGGUACCAUCAACUUCAAAUGAAGUCGACCAAAUUGAUGCAGACGAGGCUGCUACAUCUUCGACAGAAGUCGGCAGCGUGUCUUAUUUACCCAAGCUCCGAAGGCGGACAAAUGAAAAUAUCAUGGAACAGUCCUGGUGCAGUUUGCGCCAAAGGGUCGUCGGGGCUCCACCAAGAGAUCAACUUAGCCAUGAAAUUAUUGAAAAUAUCUCAACGCAAUUUGAAAGCCUCGAUUACGACAUUUGCGAAAACAGACUGAUGCAAAAUGAGGAGAGGACCAAAGGGUACAAGUUCGUAGUCAAAAAGAGAUUCGCCCGUUGGAUCGUUUUCUUCUUCAUCGGCGUCGUAACCGCCCUGAUUGCCUGCUGCAUAGAUAUUGCCAUAGAAGAGCUGUCCCAUUAUAAAUUCUACUACAUGAAGCAUUUUGUGGACUCAUGCAUGUCAGAACGGCGCAUGUACAUCCCUUUGCUAUAUUGGGUGGCGACCAAUAUUGUUCCUGUCUUAAUUGGAACCCUCCUUGUCACCUACGUUGAGCCAGUAGCAGCAGGAAGUGGAAUUCCUCAAGUUAAAUGCUACCUGAAUGGAGUCAAAAUUGCCCGAGUUGUGAGGAUAAAAACUCUUCUUGUCAAGUCCAUCGGAGUAACGUGCUCUGUAUUAGGAGGGCUAGCUGUUGGAAAGGAAGGUCCAAUGAUUCACUCGGGAGCUGUGGUAGCUGCAGGAAUCUCCCAAGGGAAAACCACCUCCUUAGCCAAAGACUUUCAUUUUUUCAACUAUUUCCGAGAGGACCACGAAAAGAGAGAUUUUGUGUCUGGCGGAGCCGCUGCUGGCGUUGCAGCAGCUUUUGGAGCUCCGAUGGGUGGAGUUCUCUUCAGCUUGGAGGAGGGCAGCAGUUUUUGGAAUCAAAGUCUAACUUGGCGCAUAUUUUUUGCCUCCAUGAUAUCCACAUUUACGCUCAAUGUUGUCCUCAGUGCUUACCAUGGAUUUGCUGGGCAAUUGUCUUACUCAGGACUGCUUAAUUUUGGAGCGUUCCCCAACAUGUCGUACGAAAUUUUUGAGAUCCCUCUUUUUAUAUUGCUGGGAGCUCUUGGAGGUGUUCUCGGGGCUCUGUUCAAUUUUGCAAAUCUGAAGCUAACUCUAUUUAGAAUGAAGUAUAUUACAAAGAGGUGGAUGAAAGUUGUGGAGGUACUUGUUGUGGCCUCCGUCAGUGCUACUGUGGCUUACACCAUGAUCAUGCUGAUCGACGACUGCAGACCUCUGGGUCAAGACCCAACAAAAUAUCCUGUUCAGAUGUACUGUGGAGAUGGCGAGUACAGUGCUGCUGCUUCUAUUUGGUUCCAAAAUCCUGAAGCGAGUGUGCGUUCAUUAUUUCAUGAUCCACCAGGAUCACACAAUCCUCUAACAGUGGGGGUUUUCUUCCUGAUUUACUUCUCUCUGUCCUGCUGGACUUAUGGAUUGAGCGUUUCGAGUGGCCUGUUCAUUCCUUCCCUCUUGACGGGAGCAGCGUGGGGACGAUUGGCAGGAAUGUUUUUAGAAUUCCUAUUUCCCACUUCUGCAUGGGCGCAGCCUGGGAAAUAUGCGUUGAUUGGAGCUGCUUCCCAGUUAGGAGGCACAGUCAGAAUGACGAUAAGUCUCACUGUGAUUUUAAUAGAGGCAACUGCCAAUAUCACUUUUGGUUUGCCGCUAAUGAUUACUCUAAUUACUGCCAAGUGGGUUGGAGAUUUAUUCAAUGAGGGUAUUUAUGACAUUCACAUCCAUUUGUCUGGAGUGCCAAUCUUAGGAUGGGACCCUCCUCCGCUGUCCCAUAAUAUUUUUGCUAGCGAUUUUAUGAGCUACCCUGUGAUCAAGCUAAAUUGUGUUGAAUCUGUGGCAAGGAUAGUUGACAUCCUGAAGAGUGAUAAUGGAGAAAAUCAUUGUGGCUUCCCUGUUGUGACUUCCAUUUACAAUGAAGAGGAAAGUGGUCGCCCUGGCAGUAGUCUUUGCGGACUGAUUUUACGUUCUCAACUUAUUGUUUUGCUUCAAAACAAAAUAUUUAUGGAGACCAAAGAUGAAUGGAUGAACAAGUCUAUUAGCUUGAAAUUGUUCAGAGAUGCUUAUCCACGAUAUCCAAAAAUUCAGCAAAUUCAUAUUUCUGAGUUGGAGCGCACUUUUUCCAUCGACUUGAGACCAUUUAUGAAUCCAGCGCCUUAUACAGUACCUUUGGCUGCAUCUCUCCCGCGAGUGUUCAAAUUAUUCCGAGGUCUCGGCCUGCGCCACUUGCCAGUGAUGAAUGAUAAAUUUGAGGUGGUAGGAAUCGUGACUAGGAAAGACCUUGCAAAAUAUGGCUCAGGAUCCUAAAUGAGUGUCAAGCUUGAGAGUAUUGCACUUUAUCAGUGACGAAGCACUCCAUUUAAUUUUUAAUCAAUCAUGACUUCUAGUUUUAUGAAAUUUAGUUGUAUUUUAUUUGUAAUUACAAUAACUUCUUUAUUUAUGUAUGUUUCCUUAUUUAUAUUGCAAAGGAACAAAGUUGUAUUGAAAAUAAACAUUACAUAUUAAAAGUUUUGAA
Messenger RNA from Neocloeon triangulifer, 2776 nucleotides. It is a transcript of the gene ClC-b, whose product is annotated as H(+)/Cl(-) exchange transporter 7. Lineage: Eukaryota; Metazoa; Arthropoda; Insecta; Ephemeroptera; Baetidae. The transcript is spliced from 17 exons. Bases 217 to 2568 code for a protein of 783 amino acids. Gene Ontology annotation, molecular function: voltage-gated chloride channel activity. Gene Ontology annotation, biological process: chloride transport; transmembrane transport. The record is from RefSeq and is a predicted model, not a curated record. Gene Ontology annotation, cellular component: lysosomal membrane; intracellular membrane-bounded organelle.